CGCCACCCUCCCCUGCACCUGCCCGGGAGCUGCGUCACUCAGGCCUGGGACAAAAGGGCUGAGCGGCGGGGCCGGCUGCAUCCCCGGGCCUGACGCGUAAGCCCCCUGCGAAUUGUCCGACAGCUCUGGGGAGGGGGCCUUGGGGAAAGGCCGCUGCGUCAGCCGGCCAGUGGCUGCCGGAGCCCCGAGCCCCGAGCCUUCAGCUCGGCCACAUUCACCUGAACCUGAACUCCAAACCCUGCGGCCCCGCUCCCGGGUGGGAUUUGCAUUGCGCAAUCGGCGCCAGCGAGCGGCACCAUGGCCUUGAGCCUUUUGCAGGACUGGUGCAGCGGGCUGGACGUGGACGUGCACAGGGCCCUGCUGGUCACCGGCAUCCCCGAGGGCCUGGAGCAGGCGGCCAUCGAAGCCGUCCUGCAGCCGGCCUUCCUGCCCCUGGGCACGUUCCGGCUGCGGAACACGAGGGCCAUGAGGGACGAGAAGGCCAAGGCCGCCCUGGUGGAGUUCGUGGAGGACAUUGAUCAUUCCGCCAUCCCCAGGGAGAUCCCCGGCAAGGACGGCGUCUGGAGGGUCCUGUGUAAGGACCGCGCGGAGGACACAAGAGUCCUGAGGCAGAUGAAACGCUUGCUGCUGGACGAGAGGGCCCCUGAGGACACGCCCACCCCGCCCACCUCAGAGACUGAGGCCCAGGGGUUGGAGCUGGCGGGCCCCCCGCCUGGUGCAGCCAGCAAGGCUAGGAGGGGCCGUCGGAGCCGCAGGAGUAGAGCCAGAGGCAACAGGCUGACCCAAAAGGGCAAGAAGAGAGGCCGAGGAGGGCGGCCGUUCCCCUCCUCCCGGCGCGGGUCCGAGGACUCGUCCUCCGACAGCCUGGGCAUCGUGAUCGAGGAGAUAGACGAGGAGGACCUGAGUGGGGUCGAGGACCAGAGAGCGCUGUACACCACGCUGCAGACCGCCGCCAAGGAGCUCGUGAAGAAGUGGGCCCUCCAGGGCGACGCAGAGGACGGGGACGGCCCCCGCGAGUUCCUGGCUCUGGUGACAGUGACGGACAAAGCGAAGAAGGAGGAGAUGGACAAAGAAACCCCAGGGGCCGAGUCAAUCAGCUUGAACAUCGAAGACCUGAGCGGGGUCCCCGACUUAGUGGCCUUACUUGCUGUGCGAGAUACUUCUGACGAGGAGCCCAUAGACAGUGACGCGUCUGCCAGCGACUGGCAGGACAGGGGGGACCAAGACCAAGAGGGGGACAGCCCUGAGUUUGUGGCCAUUGUAGCGUACACAGACCCCUCAGACCCCUCCGCCCGGGAGGAGAUGUUGAAGAUCGCUUCUGUGAUUGAGUCGCUGGGCUGGAGCGACAAGAAGGACCAAAAAGAUGCGCUUCCCGAGGUCCUGUCGGUUAUGUCCAAGGACACUUCCGGAACACGCGUGAUGGUGGAGGAGGCAGGACGCCAGGUGGACGCCAUGGUCCUCAGGAAGGCCACAGACGACGGGAACCUUCUGGAAUGCAUUUCUGCCCUGGCCGAGCCGGAGGCCCUCCCCAAGGGGAAGAAGGCCCCUCGAGGUCUUCUCGGAGGCUGGGGCGACGAGGGGGAAGGCGAAGUGGGCCUCCUGGAGCUGGUGGCGCUCCUGGCUGCCCAGGACAUGGCCGAGGUGAUGAAGGAAGAAAAGGAAGAAGCCUGGGAUGGUGGGAAGUGCAAGUACCACAAGGGCGGCCUGGGGGAGGUCCUGGCGCUUCUGGCGGCGCGGAGGGACAGGGAGUCGGAGGAGCAGUCGGAGGGGGCUUCGGACGGAGGCUCGGAGGAGGAAUCCGAGGACACGGACAGCGAGGAAUCGGAGCCUGAGGACCGGGCGUCCAGGAAGCCCCGGGCCAAGCGAGCCCGCACGGCUUCCAAGGUCCUGGGUCAGGCCGGCGCCUCCGCCGGGUCCCGCAAAACCCGACGGGGAGGCCGAGGCCGGGGCGGGCGGGGCAUCACUCCCGAGAAGAAAGCUAAGGAGGAGGCGGCGGGCGACAAGAAGAAGAAGGGGCGUGCGGGCGCCGGGGCCCGCGCCAAGGCCGGCGAGGCCCGGGGGCAAGCGCCCACCGGCUCCAAGUCGGCCCGCGGGAAGAAGGCUCGUAGGGGAGGGAGGCUGCCCCCCAAGUGCCACUAGUGGCUCCCAGAGACAGCGAGGCUGCGGCCGGCGAUGUGGCCUCCGCCUCCGCGCUCCCUCCGCUCUCCCUGCAGCAGAGGCCGGUCUGCCGCUUCACAGUGUGCUGUGUGCUCUGACGCGCGCCAGGCGCGCGCUGCGGGUCUCAUCCUUACCUUCCAG
This is a messenger RNA of Pteronotus mesoamericanus, 2298 nucleotides long. RefSeq names its product PNMA family member 8B (gene PNMA8B). The transcript has a single exon. The coding region runs from base 298 to 2139 and encodes 613 amino acids. NCBI's taxonomy places the organism in Eukaryota, Metazoa, Chordata, Mammalia, Chiroptera, Mormoopidae. The record is from RefSeq and is a predicted model, not a curated record.